This is a messenger RNA of Leptosomus discolor (cuckoo roller), 1362 nucleotides long. It is a transcript of the gene FAM124B, whose product is annotated as family with sequence similarity 124 member B. Gene Ontology annotation, cellular component: nucleoplasm. Lineage: Eukaryota; Metazoa; Chordata; Aves; Leptosomiformes; Leptosomidae. The record is from RefSeq and is a predicted model, not a curated record.
AUGGAUGAUGGAGCAGGCUCUCUGAUGACUGUGCAUCUUCUUGCCAAUUUGGGACACUCGUUGCUUCUGCAGCAAACCCUGGAUAGGCUUUUGGAGUGGAUCUGCCUGGAUAUUCGCCUUUUCCUGGUAUCUGAGCGAGUUACUCCAUUGAAAUACUCAUUGAAAUACUAUGGCAGAUAUCAUAAGAGAAGCUUCAGCUUUCCUGGAAUAUCUGUUCUCCUUUUUCUACAUGAAGAUUUGGGAGAAGAACGGAUUUUCCAGGUCCAUGAGCAACUCCAGCGUCCACCCUGGCGCUACCAGUGUGCCCAGAUUGCUAAUGGGCAAAGCCACCUCUAUGCAUCAGCUCACCAGGACUUCUAUGGCCUGGACGACCAGAUGCCUGUGUGGGGCAUCAGGCGAGUGCACUGUGGCCCCGAGAUCCUGCGUGUGACCCUCUACUGCAGUUUCGAUAACUAUGAGGAUGCAGUGAGACUCUAUGAGAUGAUCCUGCAGAAAGAAGCAACUAUGCAGAAAAGUAACUUCUGUGUCUUUGUGUUGUACGCAACCCAAAAUAUUGCUGUGCAGCUCUGCUUGAAGCAGCUGCCCAUUGGGGUGGCUGCAGAGCCGAAGGAGUCAUCAGCCUUGCAGUUCAAGGUGCAAGAAAUUGGGCAGCUGGUGCCUCUCCUGCCUAACCCAUGUAUUCCUAUCAGUAGCACCAGGUGGCAAACACAAGACUACGAAGGAAAUACAAUUUUGCUUCAGGUUCAAGGCAGCUCCAAGCCCCCUGAAACAAAUGUUGGGCUUUCCCAUCAGCAUAAUAAUGCACACAAUGAAAAAAUCCUGCAGGACUCUGUCCCAGCCCCUCUCCCUGUUGAGCGGGGUAAUCCUGGGCAGAUAAGCCAGGUCAGAGCCAUACAAGGUAAAACAAAACCCGACCAAAGCAGAGCCCUUAGCCCUGAGCAAGCCAGCGGUGACCUCCACAGGCACUUCUGCUCUUCCCACAUUGGUCCAGCAGCCCGGUGGUGGUGGGAUGCCACCUCCCUUCACAGGCAGGCGAGCAGCAAGCUGCAGGCUUCUCUCCAGGAGAGCCGUGUUCCUUGGCAGGCAGCGGAGACCAACGUCGACACUGGGCUCGCCGUGGCAAAUCCCGCGGGCGGCCCCUGCCCCCCGGACACCAAAAAACGGAGCAGCCUCCUCCAGCUGCGAGCCUCCCCGGGUGGGGCUGGCAGCGCUGUGCCCUCCCAGGACAGGGCCCAGCUGCUGUUUGCUGCAGCCAGAAGGAGUAAAGGAGCAGGGCAAAGAGCUUCGGGCUUCCAGUCGCGAACACUGCGGGCCAGCCCUACAAACAGAGCGGAGGAUGAGGAGGAGGAAUUCUUCAUAUGA